AAUUAAUCACAUAAUUUCUUGGUUCAAUCAGUAGUUCUGGUUUCCUUUCUCCUGUACUAAAAAUCUUAAACUACAAUGCAACCACUCAUUCUUCUACUCCUUCCUGAAAAUCUUAUCUCAAGUCAGAUCAAUUCCUAACAUCCGAGUUCCCAACAAACAAGCCAACAGUGGAUAGUAUUCACCACAUAACUCAGGUUCUUCUUUUCACCUCCAUUAUCAUGUCGGAUCCUUGACUGAAACAUUUUAGAGUUAACACUUCAUUUCGGACCAAAAAUGUGGAUAUUUUUUCUUAAAAUAGAGGAGUCAUUUGUAUCAUAAGUUCAUAACCGACUAAAAUAAAUGUCAAUCUGGACGCAUAAACUGGUAUGGACACUUGGAUAUAUACACCGGUAUAAGCACUUGGAUACAGUUGCUAUGUACUCCUUCAAGCUCCUUCGAGCUCCUUAAUUUGUUGUUCUUCUUUCUAUUCCUCCUAUAUAUUUAAGCUGCAAGAUUCCUGUCACUCCAGGUGAUGCAGAACACUAAAGAAAUGACUACUGUUCUUCAGUUCUUACAAAUUCUUUGUUUUCAUCCCCUCUCCCUCCCGUUCAUAAUCUUCUUAAUCUUCCUCUACAAAUGGAUAAAUAAAAGUCCUGCCGGAAGCAGAAAACUGCCGCCCUCCCCGAGAAAGUUGCCCAUCUUAGGCAACCUUCACCAGCUUGGAAAAUUCCCACACCGCUCUCUACACUCCUUGUCCAAACAAUAUGGAGAAAUGAUGUUGAUUCACAUCGGAAGCACUCCCUUUCUUGUUGUCUCAUCUGCAAGGGCAGCUAGCGAGAUCAUGAAGACCCAUGAUAUCAUCUUCUCCAACAGACCUACAUCAAACAUUACGAACAAGAUCGUCUAUGAUGGAAGAGAUAUAGUCUUUUCACCUUAUGGAGAAUAUUGGAGGCAGCUAAGGAGCAUAUGUGUCCUGCAAAUCUUGAGUAACAAAAAGGUUCAAUCUUUCCAGAAGGUCAGAGAAGAAGAGGUCAAUCUGGUGGUUAACAUAAUCAAGAAUUCAGAACAUUCCCCGGUGAAUUUAAGUGAGAUUUUCAUUAUGUAUUCAAGCAAUGUGUUGUGUAUGACAACCUUUGGAAAGAAGUAUGCUGGAGAAGUAGGUACUAAUUUCAAGCAGCUUUUAAAGGAGUUAGGAGAGGUCAUGGCAGUGUUCAGUAUGGGAGAUUUCAUACCCUGGCUUGGUUGGAUUGAUCGACUCACUGGUCUGGAAGCUCGGGUGGACAAAGUUUCCAAAGAGUUUGAUGAGUUCCUUGAGCAUGUACUCCAAGAGCAUCUAAAUUGCAGGACUGAAAAAGAAGAGAAUUUGAAGGAUUUUGUUGAUCUUUUGCUGGUUGUUCAAAAGGAAAAAGCAGCUGCCCUUCACAUGGACAGGAACAGCAUUAAAGCCAUUGUAUUGGAUAUGUUUGCUGCCGGGUCUGACACAACUUAUUCACUACUAGAGUGGGCAAUGACAGAGCUGUUGAGGCAUCCCCAAGUGAUGAAGGAACUGCAAAAUGAGGUAAAAGGAGUUGUUCAUCAAAAAGCAAUGGUAUCUGAAGAUGAUUUGGAAAAGAUGAAGUACUUGAAAGCAGUGAUCAAAGAGGUACUUAGGCUACAUCCUCCGCUCCCAAUGGUGUUUCGGGAAUCCUCCCAGGAUGUCAAAAUAAAUGGGUACGACAUUGCUGCAAAGACACAAGUAAUCAUAAAUGCAUGGGCAAUACAAAGAGACCCAAACUAUUGGGAAGAGCCUGAGAAAUUCCGUCCAGAGAGAUUUCUGAACUCUUCAGUAGACUUUAAGGGGCAGGAUUUCCAAAUGAUUCCCUUCGGAGCAGGCAGAAGAGGCUGCCCAGGGAUAUCCUUUGCUUCAGUUACUGCUGAGAUAGCAUUAGCAAAUCUUGUUUACUCGUUUGAUUGGAAAUCAGCAAAUGUAGCUGAAGAUGAGACUUCUGAAGUGCCGGAAAACCCGGGCAUAACAAGCAACAGACGGGAUCCUCUUAUAGCCAUUGCAACAUUGAAUUCUUGCAGCUAGAAACAUCCUGGGUAUAACUAACCAAGAACUGACUUUUGAACCAUCAGAUGCACAAGACAGUAGACCCAACUGUUUCAAUCAUCCAACAAACCAGUUAAUAAUUAUGUAUUCAGUAUAAUGUGACAAUGUGAGAUGUUGUUUGUAAUCAUCUUUAUUUUCUGGCAUACAGCAAUAAUAAGUGAUAAUGCAACAAUGUUAUAUGAA
This is a messenger RNA of Spinacia oleracea (spinach), 2251 nucleotides long. RefSeq names its product cytochrome P450 736A117. The transcript has 2 exons. Lineage: Eukaryota; Viridiplantae; Streptophyta; Magnoliopsida; Caryophyllales; Amaranthaceae. The record is from RefSeq and is a predicted model, not a curated record. Gene Ontology annotation, molecular function: oxidoreductase activity, acting on paired donors, with incorporation or reduction of molecular oxygen; monooxygenase activity; iron ion binding. Bases 512 to 2047 code for a protein of 511 amino acids.